Messenger RNA from Trichoderma reesei QM6a, 2262 nucleotides. RefSeq lists its product as uncharacterized. The record is from RefSeq and is a predicted model, not a curated record. Lineage: Eukaryota; Fungi; Ascomycota; Sordariomycetes; Hypocreales; Hypocreaceae. The transcript has a single exon. Bases 1 to 2262 code for a protein of 753 amino acids.
AUGCUUCGAGAGUUCAUCACCUCGCUGCUGCUCCUCGUGAGCUGCGGAAACGCCGCCCUUCACUCACGGCACAACGACACAUCAUCGUGCUCAGCACGAACACUGCAUCUUAGUGAUCCGCCCUAUCAGGAUUACUUUUACUCAGAUUGCCACGUCGACGCACAAGCUGUCGUCACCAGUCCCCUCCCCAACAGCAAUCUUUCCAUCAUAGGCCCUCGAUUUAUCGUCGCCUGGCCUGCUGGCAACAGUGGCAUCUGCACCUUUUUCCAACCGCAGAGCGGCAUAAACGGUAGUCUUGCCAUUGAGCUUGUCAACUCCACGUUAGGGAGCCCUCUAGGCCCUGUCUACCACAAGACAAACCAAUCAGCUCCCCCUAUUGUGGGUGUCGAGGGCGUUCUCUCAUUCAAUGACUCGGCUGAGCUGCCAAUUGCUAUUCUUGGUAGCGUCAGGAACAUCCGUGAUUUCACAGAAGGCCCAAGUCUGCUCAGCUCUGUGAUACAAGCCGGCAUCAAAGUCACCAAAUAUCAGCAUAACGGUGCGAAAAUCACUCGAAGGUGGCUAGACAACGUCACUACCACUACGUUUACGCUUGUUCCCUGGAAAAACAGCGACAGCCACGUUCGAAUCCACAACAAAACGCUGCGGUUUGGUUCCGGCUUCUACCACUUCACUGCCUCCUUCAACUAUCCUCAGCUCAAGCAGUUGACCCCGAGCCAGAUAUUGAACAACCAGUCCCAGGCACUUGUCAAACAACAGCCGGGGACUGUUUCAUCCCUAUCAUUCUUCUCAUACACAGAGAAGCUUCUUGCAGGAGGAUGGAGGUUUCUCACAUACUUUGGUCGUGACAGCAUGAUCUCAGCACUCCUACUCCAGCCGAUUCUCAGCACCGGCAACGGUUCUGCCAUCGAGGCAGUCAUAGGAGCAGCGCUUGAACGUGUCAAUCGAACGGACGGCUCUGUCUGCCACGAGGAGACUAUUGGUGACUACGCGACAUUUGUCAAUCUGCAAAACAAUAUCACAUCUACAGCCGCCGGCUUCACGUACCCAAUGAUUGACACAGACUACUAUCUCCCCAUUCUCAUGGCACGAUACUUUGGCUCUUCUCCUGAUCGAAUCAGCCCAAUGCUCAGCACAAGGGCCGGAACCAUUGAUGUCAGUAAUGCCAAUCUGACUUGGGGUGAUCUGAGCUACACCACUGCCAGCAAGAUCUUGAACCUCACUGCAGCAUUCGAGCACAACCAAACAGUGGAGAAUCUCAUCGCUCUCAAGCCAGACCAGAUCGUAGGUCAGUGGCGCGAUUCCACAUAUGGUCUCGCCAACGGCCGCAUUCCGUUCGACGUCAACUGUGCUCUAGCACCGGCUGCCCUGUAUGCAAUCUCCAGCUUGGCAGCCAUCCCCGGCGUCUAUCCCAACAUCUCCAUCACCAGAGACUGGGCGACGGUGGCGGCGCGGAGGGCCAAAGUAUGGGAAGACAAGACGCUGCAGUUCUUCCAGCACAAUAUGACUACGCAGACCGCCGAGACAAGGCUGAAGCAGUACACCAGCAAGAGCACAUUCUACAAGGGCCCUACCAAUGGCGAUUCGGUGUCGAACUAUUCCACCAAUGGCACCGUGAUUGACUACGGCUUGGCCAUCAACAGCACCGCCACGCCAGAGAUCAUUCCAAUUUCACAUACGGAUACGGCCUUUCGUCAUUAUCUCCUCAACACGACAGACGAAGAGCAACUGACAACAUUCAUCAACGCCUCUGCGAAUGCCAUCUUGCGUCCGUUCCCGGCUGGCCUGAGUACUCCGGUAGGCGUCGUCGUUGCAAACCCCGCCUUGUCCAACAACGAGGUGCUCAUUGCCAACUUCACAAACUCUGCCUACCACGGCACAGUCGUGUGGAGCUGGCAGCUGGCGUUGAUGGCCAAGGGGUUCGAAAGGCAGCUUGAGCGGUGCCAAGGCGUGAAUGCGACGGAUAUCCCGUUGUCCGUGACGAAUGCCGCCACAAUCCCCCAAUUCUGCAGCGACAAGGGCGUAUUUGGCGCACUGAAGAAGGCCUACAACAAGCUGUGGGAUAUCAUUGACGACAACGAGGAGCAGCUCGAAUCCGAGGUAUGGAGUUGGACGUAUAAUGAUGGAUCAACACGCGGUUUCGAGUUCUCUCCUCUGGGAGUUCUUCCUCCUCCGCCCGGAGUGGGAGGCGGAACAGAGAGCGACGUCCGACAGCUCUGGAGUCUGACGUUUCUUGCUGUGAAGAGGAACAAGAGUUUUGAGUGA